Messenger RNA from Candidula unifasciata, 849 nucleotides. NCBI's taxonomy places the organism in Eukaryota, Metazoa, Mollusca, Gastropoda, Stylommatophora, Geomitridae. The record is from the annotation of a GenBank genome assembly.
AUGUUUUCAUUGAAACGAAAAAACGGAUCACUGCAUCAAAAACACCCAGAAAGUAUAUUUCGUUUACUGAAAACGGAAAUGGAAUAUGAAGAUGUCAAGAAGAGUUUGUGGCAUGCGUUUGAUCUUUUGGACACAUCCUCUCACUCACAAAAAACCAGAUCAUCACAAGUGCCAAAAACAAAAUUACGGGUGUUGACUAAUAACCUUGGCCGCCUUCUUGGGGUGGACAAGGCAGAAACAAUAUGGGACAAAGUGACAGACACCAGCAUCAACUUCACACAGUUUAUACAAGUCCUUAGCAACAACCUUCUGGUGGGGAUAGACAAAAACCCGGAGAGCAAAGUUGCCUCUUUGAAAGCAGAAAUUGAUCAUCUGUGCUGGCUGCUGUGUGAAAAGUCAUAUCUGCAGCAGAUAAAGUCAAACAAGUCAGCAGACGAUCAGAAUGAUGAGAGUCAGUUCACUCCGACAGAUGGGGACACUACAGUUACAAUUGAGACAGUCUCUGAUAAGGAGUUGUCUGGGGAUGCUUAUUUCAAACUGUGGAAAAUAUUCAACUUCCUUGUUGAGAGAGCCCAAGAUGGCAGCUUGCUGUUUCCUCUGAGAGCUGAUAUUGAAGAAGCAGAAAGAAUAGCAGAGCAGAUUUGUCAGACAGUAGGCUUGCCAGUUCCAAAAAACAAGACACUCCAAAAAACAGGAUCGGUUGAUGUGAAUGAUGACACUUUCCUGUUGGAUUUCACUGAAUUUGUGAGGCUGAUAUUACAGAGAGUUAGUUCCCAAGAUGAUUUUGCAAUGAUCAGUCAUGGAAUAGGAGAGGUGCAUGAGCAGAUCAUGUCGGAUAUUGUUCGUAAG